Molecule: messenger RNA, 1813 nt
Organism: Strigops habroptila (Kakapo)
Lineage: Eukaryota; Metazoa; Chordata; Aves; Psittaciformes; Psittacidae
Gene: HMGCL
Product: 3-hydroxy-3-methylglutaryl-CoA lyase
Exons: 9
Coding region: 224-1198 (324 amino acids)
Biological process (GO): ketone body biosynthetic process; L-leucine catabolic process
Molecular function (GO): hydroxymethylglutaryl-CoA lyase activity
Source: RefSeq, a predicted model, not a curated record
UGGCGCCGGUGAUGACGCCGUUACAAACACGGAGCCAGGUUAAAAGGGGACAACGGGGUGACAGCCUCUUUGCCAACCCGGUCACGCCGGUGACCUCUGGUGCAGCAGAGCGCCCACCCAGCGCAAACACGCCGUGCCUAUUUAGGGGCAGGGGCCGGCGGAAAAGCCAUCCUGUAAUAAGCGGCUCCCGAGCAGCCACACGGCGCCGGUACCGGAGGGAAACAUGCCGCAGUGCGACACGGGCUCGCUGGCGAGGGACGGCCCGCGGGGACCGGUCAGCGCCGCGGUGGCGGCGGCCGGAGCCCUCCCGAAGCGUGUGAAGGUGGUGGAGGUGGGGCCGCGCGAUGGGCUGCAGAACGAGAAGAUCGUCGUACCGACCCCGGUGAAAAUCAAUUUAAUCAACAUGCUGGCCGAGACGGGGCUUCAGGUCAUAGAGGCCACCAGCUUCGUUUCCCCCAAGUGGGUUCCUCAGAUGGCUGACCACACCGAAGUCAUGCAAGGAAUUACCCAGUUGCCUGGUGUUAGUUACCCUGUGCUGACCCCGAACCUGAAGGGAUUUCAGGCUGCGGUGGCAGCAGGAGCCAAAGAAGUGGCGGUCUUUGGAGCAGCGUCCGAGCUCUUCACGAAGAAGAACAUCAACUGCUCCAUAGAUGAGAGUCUGGAGCGGUUCAGUGAAGUGAUGGCAGCAGCGAGAGCAGCCAACAUUCCUGUCCGUGGAUACGUUUCCUGUGUCCUCGGCUGUCCCUAUGAGGGGAAGAUUUCUGCAGCUAAAGUUGCAGAGGUCUCGAAGAAGAUGUACUCGAUGGGGUGCUACGAGAUUUCCCUCGGUGACACCAUUGGCGUUGGGACCCCGGGGAGCAUGAAGGAGAUGCUGACAGCUGUCAUGAAAGAGGUGCCAGUUGGGGCUCUGGCUGUUCACUGCCAUGAUACCUACGGGCAGGCUCUUGCCAACAUCUUGGUAGCACUUCAGAUGGGUGUGAGCGUGGUUGAUGCUUCUGUCGCUGGCCUUGGAGGCUGCCCCUAUGCCCAAGGGGCAUCAGGAAACGUUGCCACGGAGGACUUGGUGUACAUGCUGCACGGGCUGGGCAUCCACACGGGUGUGGAUCUGCAGAAGCUGAUGGACGCGGGCGCCUUUAUUUGCAACGCUCUCAACAGACGAACCAAUUCCAAAGUGUCCCAGGCCUCUUGCAGACUGUGAUACCAAGUGGAGUCUCUCCUUGGACCAAGAAGAAAGCAAGGAUCCCGCUUGGUUGGGUUUCCCCUCUCUUCUGCUGCCUCUGAGCAUCGGUGCUCUUUCCAGACUGGGAGGAAAUGCAUAAUCCACCGGAGCCAGUGAAGAAAGGGAAAGAAACAAACCCCAAGAAUACUGUAUGCACCCUGGAUGCCAUCAGCCACCUGCCUUAGGGAAGGGAGGAUGUGGUGGGCUGAGGGAGAAGUAGUGGCCACACCACUUGCCUGGGAGCUGUGGGCUCCAGCACCAGCUCAGGACAGUGUCUGGUGCCUCCUGCCUUGAGAGUGUUUCCAUAAACAACCAGAGAGGAUAAACCACAGCUCAGAGCCCGGCCCUGGCUCAGGCUCGACCUUUCUUCCCUUCUGUCUCCUCACUACAACUGUUAAGACUGAAACCAAAGGACUCCCCUUCCUCCUUCAAGUGCCGGGGGCAGCCUUGGACCUUCUGUCUUAUCAUUUAGGGGUUGUCACACUGGGCUGUAUCUGUUGUAAGGUACUUGUAACUACCAGGAGUAACGAACACAUUAUUUAAUAUUCUAAACUAUUAGGAGUUGGGUUGAAUUAAAUGAGCUGAAGAGCUUUU